Molecule: messenger RNA, 1044 nt
Organism: Ceraceosorus guamensis
Lineage: Eukaryota; Fungi; Basidiomycota; Exobasidiomycetes; Ceraceosorales; Ceraceosoraceae
Product: NAD(P)-binding protein
Exons: 5
Coding region: 1-1044 (347 amino acids)
Molecular function (GO): oxidoreductase activity
Source: RefSeq, a predicted model, not a curated record
AUGUCACAAAUCCCAACUACGGCACAAGCGUGGCGCUUGCACAAGCUCGGUCAUUUGGCCGAUGCCAUCCAGGAGGAUACGGUGCCCACUCCUUCGCCUGGCGAUGGGGAGGUGCUGGUCAAGCUCAGCCACGCUUCGCUCAACCCGGUAGAUUACAAAAUUGUGGGAUUGCUUCCGCGCACAGUCGGAGCUGAUUUCAGUGGAGAGAUUGUCAGCGUUGCGCAAGGUUCCCACGCUUCUUGGGUCAAGCAAGGCGUGCGGGUGUACGGCAUCUGGUCUGCGGACAAGGCUAUGGGAAAUGGCAGAGGAUCCCUCUCCACCUAUUUGACCAUCCCUUCCAAAUGCGUUGCUCCUAUUCCACCUUCGCUGGACUACGAAUCGGCAGCGGGCAUAGCUCUGACUGGAUUGACGGCUUUUAGUCUGAACGAGACGUUUGAAAAGGGUUGGAAAGUCUUCAUCGUGGGAGGAAGCACUUCUGUAGGCUUGGCUGCGGCUGAUAUCGCAAAAGCUAAAGGAGCAAGCUUGGUCGUUGCCAGCGCGAGCGGAGAAAAGAAGAAUGUGCUCAAGCAGCGCGGUGUGGAUGAAGUCAUCGAUUACAAGGAGGUGGACGUGGCGGGAGAAUUGUCUCUGCGCUACAAGGAUCAGCCAUUCGACGUCAUUUUCGACUGCGUAGGUGAUCGCUUCAUCCACGCAAAGUGCCCUGCGUUCCUGAAACCCACGGGCGAAUAUCGAUCCGUUGGCGCAUCGUCGCUCUCUCCGGAAUCUAGAAUUUGGUCUGCAGAAUCUAGAUCCUUAGGUCUGUGGUUCUUUAGAGCAUUAAUUCUCCCCAGCUUCCUGGGUGGCAUUCCGCGAAAGUUCAGACUCUUGGGAUUGAAGGAUGAUGAUCUUUCCAAGCUCGACGACUUUGUUCAAUCUGGCCAAUUGCGCCCCGUGGUGGACAAGACCUAUCCAUGGAACGAAGCGCGCGAAGCUAUCAAGUAUCUGGCCACCGGCCGAGCUCUGGGUAAAGUCAACAUCGCAGCGCCCGUGGCGCCUGCAGCUUGA